GUCAAAGUUUCCAGCCGGCUUCCGGAGUCUCUUUCCGUCACUGCGUAUCAGAGAUGUGGAAUUGGCGGUGACAAUGAGGCAGAAGCACUACCUUGAGGCUGCGGCAUGGAAACUACAAGAUAGCUGCCCGGGCCAGGCCCGCUAUCUCCUCUGGGCCUACAGUUCGUCACACGAUGAUAAAAGCACUUUUGAAGGAACAUGUCCAUACUGUUUCCAGUUGCUGGUUCCAGAUAAGUCUAGAGUGCGCCUCAAGCCCAAGCCCAAACUGACACCCAAAAUACAGAAACUUCUUAAUCGAGAAGCAAGAAAUUAUACACUCAGUUUUAAAGAAGCAAAAAUUCUGGAAAAGUACAAAGAAUCCAAAAGUGUAUUGCUGAUUACUUGUAAAACAUGCAACAGAACAGUCAAGCAUCACGGUAAAAGUAGAAGCUCUCUAUCAGCAUUCAAGAGCAAUCCUUCCACUCCUGCAAGUAAACUCAGCCUGAAGACCCCAGAGAGAAAGACUCUAAGCUCUGCAAAUCUAAAUUCUGUUAUGUCUGGUUCCAAAGGCAAGAGCCCAGCAUUGAAUUUCAGAACACCUACAUCUGGACAGUCAACACCUAUUAGUUCCUCAAAGAAUGUGAACAAAACAAAGAAACGCUUCUCUCAACUAAAAAUGUUGCUUAGUCAGAGUGAAUCCGAAAAGAAUCCAAAGGUGGACUUCAGAAGUUUCUUAUCUUCUUUGUAAAGGAUGGACUAUGAAAAAAAAAAAAAAAGUUCAAUACAGUUUCUGAAACUAACUCAGAAAAACAGCUUUUUAAAAAACUUCUAUUUAUUCUUAAAAUACACAGAAUCUAGGGUCCAAGAGCAAAAUUUUCUUGGCAUUCUUCAGUGUUUAUGGACAAAAUACUUCAUUAGAAUGAAAAACUGAAACCUGGCUGCCUUGUAGGGUGAUUGUGAGGAUCAAAAAUAUAAAAAUGGUCCUUGUAUGUAGUAAAGAUAUAUAUGGACAUUGA
Messenger RNA from Phacochoerus africanus (Common warthog), 995 nucleotides. RefSeq names its product chromosome 8 C18orf21 homolog (gene RMP24). Bases 74 to 727 code for a protein of 217 amino acids. The transcript has 5 exons. NCBI's taxonomy places the organism in Eukaryota, Metazoa, Chordata, Mammalia, Artiodactyla, Suidae. The record is from RefSeq and is a predicted model, not a curated record.